This is a messenger RNA of Cladocopium goreaui, 162 nucleotides long. The record is from the annotation of a GenBank genome assembly. Lineage: Eukaryota; Dinophyceae; Suessiales; Symbiodiniaceae.
AUGCAAUUCCUGCGCAUGUCGGAACUGAAGAAGAAGGAAGAGAGGCUCCGUGAGAGCCGAACCUUCUUCAUCCUGGGCAAUGUCCCGCAAAAGCGGGGUGUGAUUGCUGACGAGAUCGGAAUCUUCUCCCUCUACAUGGUUGAUUGGGGAAUCAACAGGUAG